AUGUUUUUAUGUGUUCCCUUUUGUUAUCCUUUAUUUAUUUGUUUCAAAUUCUGUCGUUCGCCCUUUUUUUUCUUUUUCUCUUUCUUUCUUUCUUUCGUUGAACUUCUGACUUUGAUCACUCUUUUAGAAUCUUUCUUUCUUUCUUUCUUUAAAAUUAUGUCUUUCUCUCAAAUUAUUUCUUUCUCUCAACUUGCCUUUUUUCUUUCUUUCAAAUUCUUUCUUUCUUUCAAAUUAUUUCUUUCUUUCAUUCAACUUCUGUCUUUAUUUCUUGCAAAUUUUUUCUUUUCUUUCAUUUUUUUCUUUCUACCUUUCAUCUUUGUUUCUUUCUUUGUUUCUUUUUUUCUUGCUUGCUUGCUUUCUUUUACGCAAUUGAUUCUUUCUGAUUUCCUUUCUUCUCUCUGUCAGUUUUGUUACCAGCCUUCAUCUUUUUCCUACUCUCUACUUUUUCUUCACUCUUUGAUUUUUUCCAAAUGUUUUUCUUCUUGCUUUCAGAAUUUUUAUCCCUCCUUUCUUUCUUUCUUUCUUUCUUUCUUUCUUUCUUUCUUUCAUUCAGAUUUAUCUUUCAUUUCUUUUUUACGUAUUUCAAUUUUUCUUUUAUGCAUUUACACUGUUUUUCUAUUUCCAUUCUUCCCUACUUCUUUCUUUUUUUCUUUCACAUAUUUUAAUUCCACUUCUUCUUUUUUCUUUCAAACUUUACUUUUUGCAUUUUGGUAUUUAAAUUAUUUCUGUUUUUCUUUCUUUUUUCUUUCUUUCUUUCUUUCUUUCUUUCAAUUGCAUAUUUCAAUUUCUAAUAUUUUAUUUCCUUCUUUUCUAUCAUGUACAUUUCUUUUCUUUUUUUCUUUUAUCGUCUUUAUGUUCUCUCCUUUCCAACCUUCAUCUCUUUCUAAUAUCCUUCCUUUCUUUAUCUUCUACUUUCUUCCUUCCUUCUCUCACAACACGACUAAAAGAAUGAAGACAUGGCCAAGAUUCAUUUUGCUUAAUUCACUCAUCAUUGAUGAAAUGUCCAACGGAUAA
This is a messenger RNA of Acanthosepion pharaonis, 1014 nucleotides long. Lineage: Eukaryota; Metazoa; Mollusca; Cephalopoda; Sepiida; Sepiidae. The record is from the annotation of a GenBank genome assembly.